AUGCUCUCACUUCCGCUUAUGAGCCUGUCCACGGCUCAAGACGCAGAUGCCAAGCAGCAGAAAUUUAACUGGCAGAAAGAAACACACGACCUCACUUUUGUAAUCGAUAGCUAUGGUGGACGCGAUAAUGCCCAGCUCAUAAAAGUGGUUCAGGGCAUACAGGUUCGGCACCUUAUAGAAAUAGAGCGACUAGUGAAGGAAGGAGAGCAACUGGUUCGUCAAAUGCAAAAUCAAGGAGUGCAAAUGCAGGCGGAACAGCUGCCAACCUCCGCCAUUGUUCGCAACCCAUUGCUUGCUAUUCGAUGGCGAUUACCCAACCAAAAGGUUCGUCGUAUCCAAAUCAGAUUCAAGUCCGAAGGAGACUUCGACACGGCAUUCAACCGCCUUCGCCAGAUCGGCCUUCAUAUGACCGGGCACAACACUGCACCAUCCAUAACGGCUCCAUCUCCGAGGCCAGCACAAACAUUGCCGUCGCUCUCCAGACCCGCCAUGGAAUUUGCCACUUCUUCUGAACGACCCAUGAGUAAUGCUAGCAUAGGUAGCGGACUGACUUGCCCCCCGUCGCGACUAGCAGAAAUCUCCAAUCGACCUCACACUGCCGUCAAUGGAUCUACAACUUUCGAAAAUCACUUAAACACAGCUACUAACGUUCGUGUGUCAUCCGCUACUCCGAGCUCUGACCGAAGAGACACUCUUACUACAGCUUCUUUCUCCAGUCCUCUGAAUCCACCAGUACUUUUUCCUCGGCCUCAAUCGGCCACCGCUGAUAUCUUGAGUCGCAGUUGGAAAGAUGCCUCCUCCUUCUCAGAUCACUCUCGCUCCACUGUAGAAGAGCGCCCACAAGCAUCUACUGAGCGCCCAGAAACUGCAAUGCUUUUCAAUCGCCCAGGUACUGCUGAACUGCUACCGCCGCGACGAGAACUCCCGUUCCAACGUCUAUCAGAGCCACGAUCAUCGGGAAGCGACAGUGGUCGAACUCCUGAUAGUCGGCCAUCCACGGGAUUGAUGGGCCCUCCUGCUCUACCGCGCUCAGCUGCCCAACGACCCGGAUCCAGUCGUAGCGCAAACAGCAAGGAUGUUGAGCUCCCCCCUCUACCACAGCCCACUGUGAUUGACAAGGUUGGCCGUGGGAAGCAGCCAAUGCAGCAAGCCCCUCUUACACCGAAUCAAGAUCAAAGCUCAUUUCAACUUACAAAGACGUCCCCAAAUAACCGUUCUGGGAAUGCGCCGUCACUCACAGUGUUCUCGUCUCCGGUGUCUUCUCCGCUAUCAUUCACGAAUUCGAGUUCCCCUAAUUCAGUAUUGCCACAUAACCAAAUAUCAGAAGCUAAUGGGCGUAUCUCGAACGCGUCCGUUGCCAGUGGUACUACAGUUGGAGCUAAUGACGCCGAACACCUGGCGGCGUAUACAAUGCAACCUGACGAAGCCCGUAGAGCAGCACUCAACGAGUUCAUCUUCCGCCAUCUUGAGAGCGACGAGUUUCUCACGUUGGUGGAGGACAUGGAAACGGCUUGGGCUCGGGUUGCUCUCGGUAUGAGGUGA
This is a messenger RNA of Bipolaris oryzae ATCC 44560, 1542 nucleotides long. RefSeq lists its product as uncharacterized. Gene Ontology annotation, biological process: reciprocal meiotic recombination. The record is from RefSeq and is a predicted model, not a curated record. The transcript has 4 exons. NCBI's taxonomy places the organism in Eukaryota, Fungi, Ascomycota, Dothideomycetes, Pleosporales, Pleosporaceae. Bases 1 to 1542 code for a protein of 513 amino acids.